AUGACGGAGCCUACUCUACAGGAAAAACUCGAGGAGAUGAUGAAGAUCUUGAAAAGAGCCGAGGAGAGGGUAGAAAGGAUUCAGACGAGGAAUCGAGAACACCUCAAAUACCACCGCAUAAGACUGGAAAGCUUGGAGGCCCAAUACCAGAAUCAAGUUGAAGAAUCAAUGAUUGAGGAACCCAGCACCCCAACCCCAGCUCCAAGACCACAAAGGUCCAUGUCGUUCAUGGACCAGAGCGGACAACUCUACUCCAACUACGAAAAGUAUGCAAUCCCUACCAGGCCUAGGUACAACCAAACCUCUAUGGGGACACCCAAGGAUGUGGAAGGGGAUGAUACAAUGGCUACAAGGGAAACUUCCCUUACUCCACCUAAAUCACUUGCUACUCCUUUCCCAAAGUUCAAUCUGAGGGAUGUGGAGAUCUUUCUGAUUGAAGCCAAAGCCUGGUUCAUGUUUAACUGA
Ustilago hordei is the source of this 465-nucleotide messenger RNA. RefSeq lists its product as uncharacterized. Bases 1 to 465 code for a protein of 154 amino acids. The record is from RefSeq and is a predicted model, not a curated record. NCBI's taxonomy places the organism in Eukaryota, Fungi, Basidiomycota, Ustilaginomycetes, Ustilaginales, Ustilaginaceae. The transcript has a single exon.